CCACCAUUGCCUACUUUCAAGCACCUUAAUACAUCAGUUUACAGUCCCGGGAGAGCGGCACGCAGCAUGACAGCCCUCCUUGCCGAAGGUAGCAGUCCAGCUCCUGUGUCUGGUGGAUGGCCAGAUGUGAGGAUGGCACGUAAUGAAACGCAGUAUGACGCGUGCCAGCGGGGGAUGCCAUCUACGCCUGCAUUGCAUCGAUCUUUUGGUGAGGCAGGGGUCGGCGAAGGGUUGCAAUCUGCGGGGAACUCAUCACAUCCACAGUGGCUUGAACUCAUCCACGGGGAUGGAUGGCCCUCCAACCCCUUAUGCUGGUCAGCCACAUGGCAACAUCCCAACACUAAGCCGCCGGUGAUGUCAUCAGUCAGCAUCAACAACGACCACCCGCCGUGCGAUGUGGAUGACUUGGAAGUCCGAGAGUCGAACGUGGACGCGAGCAUGGGUGAUGCAUGGGGCGGACCGACAACAGACAUGAUUGCAGGGACCCCAUGUACUGAUCAUCCCGCAAUCGAGACGACGGAGCAGGGGACCAGUGGAGCUGAUGUGGCAAAAUCACCAGAGGUGCUAAGGAGAACGAAGACGUCAGGAGGGGUGAAGAAAGGAGUUGAAAAUGGGGGGAAAGGAAGAAGUCGGGCUCCUGAUGGGGGAUCCCAGGAGAGUCUCGAUCUGCCGCGACUCAUGUUUGAGGAAGAUUGUCUGCAGCAGAAGAGAAAAGGAAGGGAGAAGAUGAGGGGUAGGAAGGAGAAGUACGCGUGGAUUGUUGCAAACCUGGUGGAGAAAGGGUAUGAAAAGCGUACCCACUACGAUUACGAAAGGAAGUUUUAUGGCCUGCUUGAUGCAGAAUUUUUUUUUCGCGAUUUUGGCGGGAAAUCUGGAGCAAACAUGAAGAUUGUCUGCACACUCCAGUGGAAGCUGACAAAAGCUGACGGCACGUGUGAGGGGAUGAUGCAAAUUGUGCAUCUCCGACCAGGGGCAGCGAGCGGGGGAACAGAUGAUGAAGCAACUGGUGGUGACAGCGAGAGUGGCAGUGUGCGGAGGAAAGCGGACAGCAAGAGCACCCAUGGUGCGAAGUUGCCACGCACGGGAGGAGAGAGGGGACCUAACAGACGAUCCGCGUCUGACAGUGAGGCUGAUGGUGGAAGGGAUAGGUCUUUUGUGGAAAUUACUCAUGCUCUUGUUAAUGCUCAGGACAAGCUAUCAGACAAGUUGGCUGUUAGUUUCGUGCAGGCCAUGGAUGGCCUUAACAUGACACUGGCCGAAGGGAACUCCAUGCUGCUCCAAUGCUUUGCAAUGCUUUCGGGGUCCAUGGCGGGUUUUCCUGCUUCUGUUCCAGAGAGGGGCGAGGGCAGUGGGAUCGGUGAUGGCGAACGGAACGAUCGUGAGCACAAAUGAUCACCAAUUUUUUGUUCUUGCGUGAGGAUGUUAAUGUUUUUUUUUUUUUUUUUUUGACGAAAUUUAUCAGACUUAUGCUUGUCAGUUUUCCGUAUUCCACACAUGCAAGUCGAGAAGUGGGCGAUGUGGAACUGAUGUGCGUCCAUCUGCGUUUGGCCUCCAUCCUCUCAUUCUUGCAGGUCAGUCCUCAUGUCUUCCUCCCCACUCCGCAGUGUAAGCAAAGUAGUUGACAUGGCCGGUGAUUUCGCUUUCACCCAUAG
This is a messenger RNA of Chara braunii, 1652 nucleotides long. NCBI's taxonomy places the organism in Eukaryota, Viridiplantae, Streptophyta, Charophyceae, Charales, Characeae. The record is from the annotation of a GenBank genome assembly.